CUGUGCUUGAUAAAGCCUCUCAGCACCCACAAACAUGCAGCCAUUCCACUAUUAGUCAGUAUUAAUGCUGUGUUGAGAAAUGACCACCACCAGAAUAAAAUCCAGUUAGCAGCAGACCUGUGGCCAGACACCAGUGAGAAAUGAGGAAGCAGGCGACAAAUGAUGUAUCUCAACAGAUCAACAGCUAGGCUAGUCUAUAUUUUUGUCUUUUAUAUACUUCUCCCCGUUUCCUUCAUCUACAUCACUGGUCAUUCCCUGGGAUCUUCUUAAGAUAUAAAGUAAAGGAGUAAUGUUUCCAAAGUUUCAGCGCUGGAUCUUCUGACUCAAACGUGUCAGAAUGGCAGCUGCGGCCAUGAAUGAUGUGGAAGAUGAUGACGAAGAGCAGCUGUCACCGGAUGAUGAAAACGUAAUCAGUGCCAGUGAAGAUGAGGAGGGCAGUGACGAUGAGAGGAAACAUGCCAAGUUAUUGGAGGCCAUCAGCUCUCUGGGAGGAAGGAGAAGGAAGAAGCAUGUGGAGAGGUCAGAGGCGAGUGUCCAGGUCUCUGAAUUCUCAGUCACCGCGGGAGGAGCUGAAGAGAAGAUCAACCUGUGCGAUCUGUUGGGCACCAUGGAGAAGACUCCUGGAGCCCCCAGUAAGACCAAGAAACAGCUGAGGAACCUGCAGAACUGCAAAGAGACGCUGGAGCUGCCACUCAGUAAACAGCAGACAGAGAAGAUCCAAAGGACAGUGGCCUAUGAGAAAAGCACUAAAGAAGUGUCCCGGUGGGAAAGUGUUAUCAUCCAAAACCAGAAGGCGGAGCAGCUGGUCUUUCCGCUCAAGCAGGAGCCAGCAGGACCUAAACGCAUGGAACAAGUGGUGGCCGGCUGGAAGGCUCAGACUCCACUGGAGCAGGAGAUCUUCAGCAUCCUCCACAGUAACAAACAGCCUGUGCUUGACCCUGUGCUCACCCCCAUGGAGAAGGCCGCAAUAAAGGCCAUGAGCCUCGAGGAGGCGAAGAUCCGGCGUGCGGAGCUCCAGAAGGCGAGGGCCCUCCAGUCUUACUAUGAGGCAAAAGCCAAGAGAGGGAAAAGGAUCAAGAGCAAGAAGUACCAUAGGGUACAGAAGAAAGCCAAACAGAAGGAAUUCCUGAAACAGUUUGACGAGAUGAUGAAGACGAACCCCACUGCAGCUCUGGAGGAGCUGAAGAAGAUGGAGCUGUCCAGGAUGGAGGAGAGAAUGUCCCUGAAGCAUCAGAACAGUGGCAAAUGGGCCAAGUCAAGGGCCAUCAUGGCCAAAUAUGAUGAGUCGGCUCGCAGCGCCAUGCAGGAGCAGCUACAGCUGAAUAAGGAGUUGACUCAGAAGCUUGUGGUUCCUUCUGAUGACGAGGAGGAGAGGAGAGCAGAGGAGGAAGCAAAUGCUCUUCCUGACUUUGUGAACGAGGCCGAGCCUGUCCCUGACUCCGCGAAUCCGUGGAUGAGGGGUAAGCUGACCAGCGAGGCUUCAGGACCGGACGUCAGCGAUGUCGCAGCGGAGCCAGGCGUCAGCGAUGUCGCAGCGGAGCCAUCAUCGGGCCAAGAGGGAGAACAGCACAGGGAGGAGGAGGAGGAGGAAGAGCAGGAGGAGGAAGAGGAAAAGUUGCUCAGGGAGUUUGAAAGGAAGCGUAAACUGAGGCGAAAUGAGGAAGAUGAUCUGGCCCCACAGCCCCGAGAGGAGCGAGGGAGAUCCUCGCCAGUGGACAUGGUAGAACAGGUGACCAGAGAAGAAGUGGUCGGUGAGGAUGUGGAAAUUUCUGAUGACGAGGAGGAAGAUGACGAGGAGGAAGAUGACGAGGAGGAAGGAGCUGAGGUCGUCUCGGAGUUUAACAGCCUUUUUAACCGACUGAUGCAGAGCGGGAGGGCGGAGCCACAGCAGAUCCAAGCAGAGGAGGCGGAGCUGCUGGACGAGGGGCUCGUCUAUGUCCGGACCAUGGACGACCUGGAGGCCCUGGGGCAAGAUGAAAUGGCAGGACCCAGCAACGCUGUGCCUGACCCACACACACAAACUCCCAGUGCAGAGGCUACUACUGAGCCACCCAGCAAGAAGAAGAAAGAGAUUGACCCCAAGGAAGUGCUCACUAAAGAGGCCAAAACCAUCACGGUCCCUCUGGUGCUGACUGCAGUGGAAGAGGAGGAAGAGAGCUUUGCUGAGCAGGCAGCCAUCAUUAAGGAGGCCUUUGCAGGAGAUGAUGUCAUCUCUGACUUUCUGAAAGACAAGAGGAAACAGGAAGAGGCGGGGCGACCCAAAGUGGUGGACCUGACCUUGCCUGGCUGGGGGGAGUGGGGUGGAGUCGGCCUCAAACCCUCCCGUCAAAAACGCAGGAAAUUUCGGCUGAAAGCAGCUGCUGCCCCUCCCAGGAAAGACCAGAAGCUGCCCGCAGUCAUUAUCUCAGAGAAACGGAAUGCCUCUAUAGCUGCCCACCAGGUGAGCCAGCUCCCGUUUCCCUUCCAAAACAGCGCGCAGUUUGAGAGUUGCAUGCGCUCCCCUGUCGGCCAGACGUGGAACACCCAGAACACGGUGAAGAAGCUGACCGCCCCCAGGGUGGUCACCAAGCUGGGCGCCAUCAUCCAGCCCAUGGCCAAAGAGGACUUUCUGAAGCAGAAGAAGGGCCCAGAGGCGGCCAAACAAGGUGCCAUACCGCUGAGGGGGACCCGAAAGAAAGGCAAGAAGAAAGAUUCCAGGUGAGGGAGAGCAGGAGCACGGAGAUCCCAACAUCUGAGGAAGAAGAGUAAGGAAGAGGGAGAGGACUGGCUGUACUCAUGUCAUGUUGGCUGUUGCCUUUCUGCAGCAAAAUGUUUAUUUAUCAUUCACUGGAAUCCACUGAAAGAAAGGAAUGAAGAGGCAUCGAUUUUCCCCCCCUCCCCCUUCAGUUUUGGAGAAAGCCCUAUCGUGUGUCUAGAAUACCAGCUACACUGAGACAUCCCAGCUCCCCGUUCACAGCAUGCAAAGACUGACAGAAGAAACUGCUCUGCCUCUGCCCAUGUGGCUGUGAUGUCCAUCUUCUGUUAACAGUUCAUUAUUAAACUAUAACUGCUUAAACUU
This is a messenger RNA of Electrophorus electricus (electric eel), 3058 nucleotides long. The record is from RefSeq and is a predicted model, not a curated record. NCBI's taxonomy places the organism in Eukaryota, Metazoa, Chordata, Actinopteri, Gymnotiformes, Gymnotidae.